Molecule: messenger RNA, 1638 nt
Organism: Dimorphilus gyrociliatus
Lineage: Eukaryota; Metazoa; Annelida; Polychaeta; Dinophilidae
Source: the annotation of a GenBank genome assembly
UUCGUAUUCCUCAGUUUGAUCCUUUUUCCAUCUUUUCAAAGUGUAGAAAGCUUGUGCCCAUUAGGAAGUUUCGUCUGCUCAAAUUUGACUUCGUACUGCGUUGAGCGUCGUAAAAUAUGCGAUGGAGUUAAAAAUUGUGAUGAUGGAUCGGACGAAUUGGAUUGCGGCGACUUGUUUGAAGACAAAAUGAUAGACGCUCUUUUCCCAAAAAGACCCAGUGCCGAUAGGCAAGAUUGCUCGAAGGCGCCAUGUUACUUACAGAACUCUACGGAACAGUGCAUUUGCUGUGGUUUUACCCUCAUGUGUGCAAAUUUGAAUUGGACAAGUUUACCUGUUCUAAACGAGGACGUGAAAUCUCUUGACAUUUCCGGCAAUAGACUGCAGCAUAUCACCUUCAAAUAUCUACAAUACAUUCCAAAUAUUCAAAAGUUAACGAUUAUGAAUAAUAUGAUUGACUUCAUAGAAGACAAUUCCUUUUCCUCUGCUGCAUCCCUACAAUAUUUAAUUCUUUAUUCGUCUAGAAAACUGGACAAUAAUAACAUACAAAGUUUGGAUAGUGGAGUUUUUUACGGUCUUACUUCCCUUGAGCAUUUAUUUUUAGGCGAUAAUAAACUUGAGUAUAUUGGUGAAAAGGUAUUUUAUGGCCUUGAAAAUUUGGUAGAUUUAUCUCUGGCUAGAAAUUCACUUACAACCUUGGAAUACUUAUUUAAAAACUUAACCUACUUGGAAGCCCUAGAUCUACGAAACAAUGAUUUAGAAAAUUUGGUGAACGAAGAUGUUUUUUCUCCGCUCGAGAAACUUACUGAUAUAUAUCUACCCCAUUUUCACAUGUGCUCUUUAGCUUUACAUGUCAGAAAAUGCUAUCCCAGAGGAGAUGGUAUAUCAAAUCACAAAAAUCUUUUAGCAUCUCCUGUGCUACGAGUAUGCGUUUGGAUAGUAUCUAUUCUAAGUGUGGUCGGUAACAUGAGGGUAAUUGUCAGUCGCAUUCGAUCUAUGAGGAAGAUUAGUCGUGGAAGAGGUCACAGUCUUUUAAUCGUCCAUCUGGCCGUCGCCGAUAUGCUUAUGGGAAUAUAUUUAUUUAUAUUGGCCGUUCAGGAUGCUUUGUUUAGAGGACAUUAUCUGUCAAUGCAGAAGCGCUGGAGAAACAGUUCAACCUGCACUGUAUGUGGUCUGCUUACAACUUCCUCUUAUUUAGCAUCUGCCUUUUUUAUUGGCCUAAUAUCCAUGGAAAGACUUGUGAGCGUAGAGAGACCGUUGCAAACUCUUUCAAGAAAUUUUACGACGCUUCAAGCCUUUACUGUUAUUAUCUGGACCGUAGUAGGAAUUCUUGUAAUCAUGCCUCUUAUACCACAAUUAACAGAUUAUUUUUCUACCACCUAUUACACAAACAAUGGAGCUUGUCUUCCUCUAUAUAUACAUGAACCAAGAGCAGUAGGCUGGCGUUAUUCUGCUGGAACUUUUCUGGCAACAACUUUAUUAUGUUCCAUGCUAGUAUCAAUUGUUUAUCUGAAAAUGUAUACAGCUAUAAGGCGGUCCUCAGCUUCAAUUUCGAGCAGUGGUCACGGAAGAGAGGUUCGACUGGCUAGAAGACGAAUGCUACCCUCUUACAAAGCCGAUUGGCAUCAUCCAAAUCAAUGA